Molecule: messenger RNA, 2474 nt
Organism: Xiphophorus hellerii (green swordtail)
Lineage: Eukaryota; Metazoa; Chordata; Actinopteri; Cyprinodontiformes; Poeciliidae
Gene: lmf2a
Product: lipase maturation factor 2a
Exons: 13
Coding region: 117-2390 (757 amino acids)
Biological process (GO): protein maturation
Cellular component (GO): endoplasmic reticulum membrane
Source: RefSeq, a predicted model, not a curated record
UUUUCCCGUUUAAUACGUGUCCCCCGCUCGCCAAAUCCCGCUUGCAGCUUCCUUCCUACUGCACAGAGUCAAGCGGCGUAUGUGAAAGAAAGAACCUCGGUGGCCGGUGGUCAGACAUGGGGGAAACUAUCCUACCUCGGCGCCUGUUCCUCUGGUGCAUGGCGCUCAUCUACAUGGUAGCUUUUGUUUCCCUCUACGUUCAGAUACCAGGUCUGUAUGGGAAUGAUGGGCUGCUCCCUGCCCGCUGGCAGCUGCGGUACACUGGGAAGUCUCUCCUGGAACAGCUGCUGACCUCUCCCACCCUGCUGUGGCUGGGACCCCGCCUUGGCCUGGACACCCAGACGGCCAUGGAGCUGCUGUGCCUCACUGGGGCCGCUCUGAGCCUGGCAGCCACGCUGCUGGAGCCUCUGAGGGACAGCCUGGUCUUCUUCUGCCUCUGGGCCUUGUACUUGUCUAUGUACCAAGUAGGCCAGGUGUUCCUUUACUUCCAGUGGGACAACUUGCUGCUUGAGACCGGGUUCCUCUGUAUCCUCGUGGCUCCCCUGACAUUAAUAAGGGGAUCUCGAACGGUCAGAGAUCACGAUCCUGUGACCUUCUGGCUGAUUCGCUGGCUGCUCUUCAGGCUGAUGUUUGCCUCAGGAGUGGUGAAGCUCACCUCACGUUGUCCCACAUGGUGGGGCCUCACAGCUCUGACAUAUCAUUAUGAAACUCAGUGCAUCCCUACUCCACUGGCCUGGUUUGCCCACCAGUUGCCGGUCUGCUGGCAGAAGCUCAGCGUAGUGGGAACGUUCAUUAUAGAAAUCCCUGUACCGUUUCUCUUCUUCAGUCCUUUGCGACGGCUGCGACUUGCCGCCUUUUAUAUGCAGUUGCUUCUUCAGGUGCUCAUCAUUUUGUCCGGUAAUUACAACUUUUUCAAUCUGCUGACGGUGACCCUCUGUCUGUCCCUUCUGGAUGACCGCCACGUCAACUUUUGGCUCCGCAAAGCAGACAAGUCUGGAGACGAGAACAACGACUCCAAGCUGUUGAUGUGGCUUUCUCGCUUAGCGGAGCUGCUAGUUUGGGCUCUCAUGAUCUUUGGAACAAUUAUCUGCUUCGACCUGCAGGUGGAUUCAGCUAAGAACAGUGUCUCAUCGCGCACAGCAUUCACAUACCACCAGUUUAACCAGUUUCUGAAGACUGUCACCAUCCCCUGCAUCUGGAUCGGUGUCCUCUCGCUCACCUGGGAGUUGGUCACAUCCAUGUUCAGGUAUGUAGCGUGUUCUCUGAUUUUUGGAUCCUUGUCAUUCAAGUUGUUAAUCCUACUUCAAUGUGAAUUCAUGUGCAGGUGUGCGUGCAUCUCUAGCUUCCUGAAGCGGUUUUGGGGGAUGAUCCAGUGGACGGUGUUUUCUGCUGCUGCUGUGUCGAUGUUUGCAGUCAGUCUGGUGCCUUUUAGCUACAUAGAGUAUGACUCUCACUCCAGGUUGUGGCCGGGGGUGCGUCAGGCGUACGGACUGGUGGAUCGCUACCAGCUAGUCAACUCCUACGGCUUGUUCAGAAGGAUGACGGGAGUGGGUGGGAGGCCAGAGGUGGUCAUUGAAGGGAGCAACGAUGGGAACACAUGGACGGAAAUUGAGUUCAUGUACAAGCCAGGGAACGUCAGUGCGUCUCCCCCUGUGGUGACGCCACAUCAGCCUCGCUUGGACUGGCAGAUGUGGUUUGCAGCUUUGGGGCCUCAAACCCAGAGUCCUUGGUUCACUAGUCUGAUGUACCGACUCCUGCAAGGCAAAAAAGAAGUGAUUGAACUGAUCCAGACGGAUGUAUCCAAGUAUCCAUUUCACGAGGAGCCGCCUACCUACCUGCGAGCUCACCGCUAUAGAUACUGGUUUACUGAACCAAAGGCCGAUGGAUCUUUUCCAGAGCGCUGGUGGAGGAGAGUCUAUGAUGAGGAGUUCUAUCCCAGAGUGCACUUGGGCAACACCUUCUUGGAGGGCAUGCUCACCCAGUUUGGACUAAAGGACAAGUCGGCUUCACGUCGGGUUUCCAACACCACUGUUGCCCAAGCGGUGAGGUGGGUACGUGCUCAGGUCAGAGGCGUUCCUGCCCACACUCUCAUCUGGACUCUCAUUGCCUGUAGCGCCACCUUCUGUCUGCUCCAGGGUUUGCGUGGCAAGAACAGGCAUACAGAGCAGACUGCAGUCACCAAUAAGGCGGCUGAGAAGGUGGACGAUCUCAACGAGGGUGGAGAUGAAAGCUUGUCAGAUCAUUCAGAGGAAAAACAGGCAAAGGAGGGUGAGAGUGAAAAGAACACUGACGAUGAAGAGGAGGAGGAAAAUGAGCAAAAGUCAGUCAGUGAAAAUGAUGAUGAGGAAGAGUUGGUGAAGAAAGAUGAGAGUCAUGACGAAAGUUUUUAGAGACGUUUCAGACUUUGUUCACCACCUGCCUUAAAAAAAAAAAAGCCAGAGAACAUUUCUUCUUCUUCAUCAGCCACAGUUUCU